UUGGGAGCGUUGGGAUCUUUAUGUUAACAAAAUAAAAUCGAGUUUCUUAAUUUGACUUUUCUCUCAUUAUUAUUAUUUUAUUUUUUUUACCUGGUGCAGUUCAGCCUUUGAACCAGUAGGUGUCAGAAGCUGCUGGCGGAAGCGAAACCGAUCGUGUUGCUUCUGAACCUCCUGCAUCGCCUCUGGCUACGAGCUACGUUUGUCGUAGCGAGAUUUUUUCUUUUGUUAUUAACGUAUCAUUUUCGAUUUUUUUUUUUUUUGCAUAAGCUAAUGUCUUUGAACGCACCAUGAAGCCGCAGCUGAGCGGGGCCACGAGACGCGCGUCUGCGACUCCGCACGCCGCGGAUGACGCUGCGCUGCUUUUGCAAGAGGAGCUUGUUGCGGCGAUAUACGGAGCGUUCGAAGUGGCCGUGCAGAUCGCAGUUGGAGAGGUGAAAAGGCUGCUGGGCCGGAACUCGGGAGACAUGUACGAGGGGAUGCGACGAGAGAACGAGUCCCUCAAGCAAAGGCUGCACAGGGCUGAAGCCAUGUUGGAGCCCGCGAGCGACGGAAGCCCUCCGCCCACAAAGCGACACCUCGACCCCCCGGAUCAAUACGGUCGAACAAGACCCACGCUUGACGCAGGUGGUGUGCAUGGUUGUGAGGGGGUCAGAGGUGACGCGCCCCCUGCCCGGCCCCCGCCCUCCGACCCCCAGGAUCGACACGUGAGCAGACAUGAAGAGCAGAGGUCGGGCGGUGAUGUGGCUUCAGAGCCACAGGAGGAAGAACGACAUGGUGGAUGCACCGAGAGAGUCACUGAAGAGAUUUCCCGUGAAUGUGUGGUGAAGGUAGAAACCGGUAAGCAGCCGUGUCAGGACUCGACGGCUCAAGACUGCAAUGUGGCUCCACUUCCCGGCAACGGCGCCAAGUCCACAUUGGAGCAGGUCACAGUAAAGCAGGAGAUGCCCGAAGAGGAGGAGAGCGAUGGUUCAGCUUGCUUUUUAGACUCUAUCAAAGUGGAGGAGUUUAGCCUGGAGUCUGUGUUGGAGUGGGAAACAGAUGUGCCGGAUACUCUGAGCCAAGAUCCAAACACCAGGCUGCCUCAGGCUCAUCCUACGAACAUGACUACAGGCCUUCCACCACCAACAGAUCUUCCGUCCCUCUCCUCCGAGUUUCCCAUCUUCCAGGUGGCAGAACCAGCUCCCAUCCCAGAACCCCGUCCGCAGAUUUAUGGAGUCCAUGUGCGGACCAGCCACACCAUCGGCAACAUUUACUCCUGCAAGUUCUGUGGUGAGACCUUCCACCUGCCCAGCUUGCUGCGGCGCCACCAUGGCCAGUGCCCACAGAGGCUCCAGCAGCACUUUCAGGAGCCUGGAGCAGGAAGCAAGAGAAACAGACUGCAGCUCUACCCUCCGGGCUGCAGCCCCUUCCGCUGCACGGAGUGCAACAGAGAGUUCAACCGCAUGGAGAACCUCAAGACCCACCUUCGCAUACACACGGGAGAGAGACCGUACACCUGCUCGGUGUGCUUCAAGUGUUUCCGUCACUCUGGUGCAUUAACCAGACACUUCCGUAUCCACACGGGAGAGAAGCCGUACAUCUGUGGACAGUGUGGGAAGUCGUUCAGAAACUGCGGGGGGCUUAAAUUCCACCAGCAUUCACACAGCAAGCAGCUACAGUUAAGUGGGACUCAAGAGUUUUAAGGUCUACAGGACCAAAUGUCCUUUGUGAUAUAACACCACUUCUUUGUUUGGAGUGCUCAAAAUGUUUGAUUAUUUUUAUGCUUAAAAAUCCAUUUUCACCGAGUUUUACAGACUGCAAGUUCUGAAACUCCUUAAAAUUUUCCGGACAGACAUUAUAUAUCCCUUAUGUACAACUAAAGGGGCUUUAAAAUUAUGCUUUUUAAUGUUAUAACCAGAAAAACACAAUUUCUUGUAACAUUUUAGUGUUUUGAAUGAUAGAAACACACACCAAGUAUAAAAAAAUGAACAAAGUGAAAACAUCAUUCCCUAUCGUUGAUGGAUGCAUUAUCUACAUUUCAGUGCUCGAUCACACUGACUGACAGGUGACAAAUCAAUAACAGGGUAUCCUGUGCUGCUCUAGGUUAAGGGCUCUCACCCAGAAAGCAGAAUUGCAACUUUUUGGAACGAGUGCAUCGUACUGAUCCUGUCAAAUGAUCAUAAACUUUUUUGUCAAUGAAACAAUCUUGAUUUGCUUCAUUUCAGUGAUCUGUAAAUUUGUCCUCUCACUGGUAGAAAAGGAUGAAGUCAGCUAUUUAGCUACAUACUGUACAUGCAUGUGAUGGCUCAGUAUUUUCUGAAAUUAAGCUUUUAACAGGAUUGUAAAUGUAAAUGCCUUAUUUUAUGAUAAUAUUAAAGAAAAUCAACGAGCCAAUUUGUUUGGUAUUCAUGACUGACUUCAUUUUUCCUGAUUGUGUGCUAAAAAAAAUUUUAUUUUGACACUGGAAAAUAAUGUAAUUUGAGUAAUAAAUGUAUAGAUAUACUUUUGAAAGUGAACAAAGGAUGUAUGUUUUGUUGUACUGUACCAAUAUAUGUGAAAAUUUA
This is a messenger RNA of Scophthalmus maximus (turbot), 2543 nucleotides long. Its product is annotated as zinc finger protein 79-like. The transcript is spliced from 3 exons. Gene Ontology annotation, biological process: regulation of transcription by RNA polymerase II. Bases 288 to 1682 code for a protein of 464 amino acids. The record is from RefSeq and is a predicted model, not a curated record. Gene Ontology annotation, molecular function: DNA-binding transcription factor activity; RNA polymerase II cis-regulatory region sequence-specific DNA binding. NCBI's taxonomy places the organism in Eukaryota, Metazoa, Chordata, Actinopteri, Pleuronectiformes, Scophthalmidae.